GAUUUAGAUGGAUUCUAACUACUAGUAUUGCAUUCUAACUUGUUUUUUUUGAAUCAAUUUCAUUGUUUCAUUACAAUUACAUAGGUAUGUUUCAUCAUUGCGAGUAAUUUAUUAUUUGUAUGUUUUUUUGUUGUGACAGUGACACAGAGUCCUGCAGAAGUAAGUACAUGUUGAUUGUUAUCUUCCACAGACCUCAGUACCUGUAAUCGUGAAGAAUUCAAAAAGAUGUCUGCGGAACCAGUUGUUUAUCCAACUGGUCAACAAGGCAAUAUCGGGUUGUAUACGACCAUGCCUACUCAUGUGGCUACAAGUCCGAGAACGGAACGUGGAAAACAGUCGUGUACGGGGAAAUGUUGUAAGGUUACUCUCUGGGUUAUUGGCAGCAUCGCAGCUCUAGGCUUCAUAGCUGGUGGCGUGAUCUUUUUCGUGGACCUGUCACGACAAGAGAAGACUCGUUGGUCUUCCUCUCCUCUUUCCCGCAGCUUCCCAAGAUCUUCCUUGGACGCAGCUUCCUCAAGUUCUUCAUCAAACACUGCGAGAGCUGGAGUUGGAAGUGGAGUCCCCCCUAUUAUGAGAGGAGGAGGAGGAGCAAAUGCAAUUGCAAACUACGAAGAUCAUGGACGAGGAGAGACAACUUCUACUGUCGGUCCUACUACUUCUGGAGACGAGCAGCCUCCGAACAACUCGAGUCCCUCACCUACAAAUAAUCAGGACGAUGUGCCGCCCCCUACUGCGGGAACACGGUCUGGUGCGGGAACACGGUCUGCAAGCACGUCUUGUUCAUCUGGAAGUCGUCAACCUCCUGUUUCUGCCUCGUCUCGUGAGGACGAGCUAGAAGAUGAAGAGCAGCAGGCUGAGCAGAAGGAAGAGGAGCUAGAAGAAGCGCAGCAGGCUGAGGAGUUGCAACGGCAAGAACAGCAAGAGAGGGCUAGGGAGGAGGAAGAGGAGAAACGUUAUCGCCAACUCGAACAUCAGAUGUAUAAACGGCGCCACGAAGAGAUCAGGGCAAGAAGGAGAGAAGAGCAGCGUGUGAUAGAGGAGUCUCGACGCGUACCCGACUUAUUGCCACUUCAUGUCAGAAAGCAGCUUGCCUUAAGGCUCAAUAUAUUUCAUUUCUGAGAGUCAUUUCUCGCUGAUUCCUUUUUGGAAUGACGGAAAAAUGAAGGCAAGAAAUGAAAUGUUUGAGCUCUAAUUCAGGAGUUUGAUCUCUACCGCAAGGCAGCAGAGGACGUGGCCGAAGCACUGCAGUGUGCGUACAACUUUGGCAAGACUCUUUCAGAACAGUAUGGAGGAGAAAGUCCAGCCAAUGAUUAUCAUCGAGAACUGUGGGAGGCAGAAGCCCAUAAGAUGUGGACGAAGGAACAACAAAUCAAAAAAGAACGUGAGCGUCGCAGGAAUAGGCAGGUAUAG
Amoebophrya sp. A25 is the source of this 1410-nucleotide messenger RNA. The record is from the annotation of a GenBank genome assembly. Lineage: Eukaryota; Dinophyceae; Syndiniales; Amoebophryaceae.